Messenger RNA from Talpa occidentalis (Iberian mole), 3474 nucleotides. It is a transcript of the gene ITGA6, whose product is annotated as integrin subunit alpha 6. Gene Ontology annotation, molecular function: integrin binding. The record is from RefSeq and is a predicted model, not a curated record. The transcript is spliced from 25 exons. Gene Ontology annotation, cellular component: integrin complex; external side of plasma membrane. NCBI's taxonomy places the organism in Eukaryota, Metazoa, Chordata, Mammalia, Eulipotyphla, Talpidae. Bases 193 to 3468 code for a protein of 1091 amino acids. Gene Ontology annotation, biological process: cell-cell adhesion; cell adhesion mediated by integrin; leukocyte migration.
AUUCAGCGGUCGGGAGCUGCCGGCGCGGGGGAGCAGCCGGGCGCGGAGCGCGACUCGUCCGGGGGUGGGGCCGGGCGCAGCGGCGAGCGGAGACGGAGCUGGCUGCGGCGCUACAAGCGGAGCCCAGCCUCGAACCCGGCCGCGGCGCAGGGCGGCCUCCGCACUCCCGCUCGCCUCCCGGUGCGCCCGCCCAUGGCGGCCGCGGGGCAGCUGUGGCUGCUCUACCUGUCGGCGGGGCUCCUGCCCCGGCUCGGCGCCGCCUUCAACUUGGACACCCGCGAGGAGAACGUGAUCCGGAAAGCUGGGGACCGCGGGAGCCUCUUCGGCUUCUCGCUGGCCAUGCACUGGCAGCUGCAGCCCGAGGACAAGCGGCUGUUACUCGUGGGGGCGCCCCGGGCAGUCGCCCUUCCACUGCAGAGGGCCAACAGAACGGGAGGCUUGUACAGCUGUGAUAUCACCUCCCGGGGGCCAUGCACGAGGAUCGAAUUUGAUAACGAUGCUGACCCUUUAUCCGAAAGCAAGGAAGAUCAAUGGAUGGGGGUCACUGUCCAGAGUCAGGGUCCAGGGGGCAAAGUUGUGACAUGUGCUCAUCGAUACGAAAAAAGGCAGCAUGUUAAUACAAAGCAGGAAUCCAGGGACAUCUUUGGACGGUGUUAUGUCCUGAGUCAGAAUCUCAAGAUUGAAGAUGAUAUGGAUGGAGGAGACUGGAGUUUUUGUGAUGGCAGGUUGAGAGGCCAUGAGAAAUUUGGUUCUUGCCAGCAAGGUGUAGCUGCUACUUUUACUAAAGACUUUCAUUACAUUGUGUUUGGAGCCCCAGGCACAUAUAACUGGAAAGGGAUUGUUCGUGUAGAGCAAAAGAAUAAUACUUUUUUUGACAUGAACAUCUUUGAAGAUGGGCCUUAUGAAGUUGGUGGAGAGACUGACCAUGAUGAAAGUCUAGUUCCUGUUCCUGCUAACAGUUACUUAGGCUUUUCUUUGGAUUCAGGGAAAGGUAUUGUUUCUAAAGAUGAGAUUACUUUUGUAUCUGGUGCUCCAAGGGCCAAUCACAGUGGAGCUGUGGUUUUGCUAAAAAGAGACCAAAAGUCUGCACAUCUUCUCCCUGAGCACAUAUUUGAUGGGGAAGGUCUGGCCUCUUCAUUUGGCUAUGACGUGGCAGUGGCGGACCUUAACAAAGAUGGGUGGCAAGAUCUAAUUGUGGGAGCCCCACAGUAUUUUGAUAGAGAUGGAGAAGUUGGAGGUGCAGUCUAUAUCUACAUUAACCAGCAAGGCAGGUGGAAAAAUGUCAAGCCAAUCCGUCUUAAUGGAACUAAAGAUUCUAUGUUUGGCAUUGCUGUCAAAAAUAUUGGGGAUAUUAAUCAAGAUGGCUACCCAGAUAUUGCAGUUGGUGCUCCCUAUGAUGACAUGGGAAAGGUAUUUAUCUAUCACGGGUCUGCGAGUGGAAUCAACACCAAACCUACGCAGGUUCUCGAGGGUAAAACGCCUUAUUUUGGAUAUUCAAUUGCUGGAAAUAUGGACCUUGAUAGAAAUUCCUACCCUGAUGUUGCUGUUGGUUCCCUCUCAGACUCAGUAACUGUUUUCAGAUCCCGGCCCGUGAUUAAUAUUCAGAAGACUGUCACUGUGACACCUAACAGAAUUGACCUCCACCAGAAGACAUCCUGCCGGGCCCCAAGUGGGAUAUGCCUCAAGGUUAAGGCCUGUUUUGAAUAUACUGCCAAACCCACUGGUUAUAAUCCUUCAAUAACUAUUGUGGGCACACUUGAGGCUGAAAAGGAAAGAAGGAAAUCUGGGCUGUCUUCACGAGUUCAUUUUCAAAACUAUGGCUCUGAGUCCAAAUACACUAAAGAACUAACUCUGACCAGGCAGAAGCAGAAGGCAUGCAUGGAAGAAACCCUCUGGCUACAGGAAAAUAUCAGAGAUAAACUGCGUCCCAUUCCCAUAACUGCUUCAGUGGAGAUCCAGGAGUCAAAUGCUCGGAGGAGAGUGAAUUCACUUCCAGAAGUUCUUCCAAUUCUGAAUUCAAACGAGCCCAAGACAGUGCAGACAGAUGUGCACUUCUUAAAAGAGGGAUGUGGAGAUGACAAUGUAUGUAACAGCAACCUUAAACUAGAAUACAAAUUUUGUACUCGAGAAGCAAAUCAAGACAAGUUUUCUUAUUUACCAAUUCAUAAAGGUGUACCUGAACUAGUUCUGAAAGAUCAGAAGGACAUUGCCUUAGAAAUAACCGUGACAAACAGCCCUUCCAAUGCAGCAGAUCCCACAAAGGAUGGUGAUGAUGCUCACGAAGCUAAACUCAUUGCAACGUUUCCAGAUACCUUGACGUAUUCUGCACAUAGGGAACUGAGAUCUUUCCCUGAGAAACAGUUGAGCUGUGUUGCCAACCAGAAUGGCUCACAAGUUGACUGUGAGCUUGGAAACCCUUUUAAAAGAAAUUCCAGUGUCACUUUUUAUUUGAUUUUAAGUACAACUGAAGUCACCUUUGACACCACAGAUCUGGAUAUUAAUCUGAAAUUGGAAACAACAAGCAAUCAAGAUAAUUUGGCUUCAAUUACAGCUAGAGCAAAAGUGGUUAUUGAACUGCUUUUAUCGGUCUCUGGAGUUGCUAAACCUUCCCAGGUGUAUUUUGGAGGUACAGUUGUUGGUGAGCAAGCUAUGACAUCUGAAGAUGAAGUGGGAAGUUUAAUAGAGUAUGAAUUCAGGGUAAUUAACUUAGGCAAACCUCUUAAAAGACUCGGCACAGCAACCUUGAAUAUACAGUGGCCAAAAGAAAUUAGCAAUGGCAAAUGGUUGCUUUACUUGGUGAAAGUAGAAUCCACAGGGUUGGAAAAGAUAGCUUGUGAGCCACAAAGUGAAAUAAACCUCCUGAAGUUAAAGGAGUCUCACAACACAAGAAAAAAACGGGAAAUUGCUGAAAAACAGAUAGAUGAUAUCAGAAAAUUUUCUUUAUUUUCUGAAAGAAAAUACCAGACCCUUAACUGUACUGUGAACGUGAACUGUGUGACCAUCAAGUGCCCACUGCGGGGGCUGGACAGCAAGGCCUCUGUGGUUCUGCGCUCCAGGUUAUGGAACAGCACGUUUCUGGAGGAAUAUUCCAAAAUGAACUACUUGGACAUUCUUGUGCGGGCUUCCAUUGAUGUAAUUGCUGCCACAGACAAUAUCAAACUGCCAAAUGCAGGCACUCAGGUUCGUGUGACUGUGUUUCCCUCAAAAACUGCAGCUCAAUAUUCAGGAGUUCCUUGGUGGAUCAUCCUAGUGGCUAUUCUUGCUGGCAUUUUGAUGCUUGCUCUAUUGGUGUUUUUACUAUGGAAGUGUGGAUUCUUUAAACGCUCUAGGUACGAUGAUAGCGUUCCCAAGUACCAUGCUGUCAGGAUCCGAAAAGAAGAGCGAGAGAUCAAAGAUGAAAAGUUUAAUGAUAACCUUGAAAAAAAACAGUGGAUCACAAGGUGGAAUGAAAACGAAAGCUACUCAUAGGGGAGG